AUGACACCAGAAGUGCGGACUGCCCAGUCCAACCCAUUCGCUGCACCAAAAUCAUCACCAGGCCAUGGCACGAUCCAUCUGGCCCUGCUUCCUCCCAAUACGCCCAAGUUGCGUACCAUAAACUACCAGUACCCAUUGAAGUUGGUCUCGCCUGCUCCAUCAAGGACAGAGAGCGAUCAGAGUCACUUGAUUCACACUGUCUACUUACUCACGUAUGGAGGUGGCCUGGUAGCUGGAGACGCCAUCGACCUUCAUGUCAUCCUCGAAUCAGCAACACGUCUGAUCCUCCUGACACAAGGGAGCACGAAACUCUUCAAGUCGCCGGGUCGCGAGGUCCUGAGCAAGCAAUCUACGACAGUGACUCUUGCUCCUGGCUCAGCACUUUGCUACCUACCGGAUCCGGUCCAGCCGUUCGAAAAAAGCAACUUCAGGCAACGGCAGGUGUACAAUAUAAGCCUGCCUGAAUGGACUAGUGCAACUUCUGCGAGCAUGUGUGUCCUUGACUGGGUCUCCAGCGGACGGCCUGCCAACGGCGAGAACUGGUCUUUCUAUCAUUACGGCAGCCACAAUGAAGUGUAUCUUUCUCACGCAAACGGACAGCGAAAGCUCCUUCUGCGAGACAAUUUGCUGCUCGACGAUCAGACUCUAGGCGACAGCGUUGCACAUCGCAUGGACGGUCUCGCAGUCUACGGGACUCUGAUUCUGUACGGCAAGCUGUACAUGUCACUUGGCCAGCACUUCAUGAGCGAGUUCAAGCUCCUGCCACGAAUUGGCGGCAGGAAGUGGGACAGCGGCAGCGACAGUGGAGAAGAUGAAGUUGAUCCUUUGGCGGAAAAGCGAGCUGAAAGGCAUCGGUCAGAGGCGCAUGGCGGUGUGCUGUGGUCAGCUGCAUCUGUGAGAGGCUGUGUUGUGGUCAAGUUCGGCGCGCCAGUGCUGGAGGCUGCACGGCGCUGGCUGCAUGAUAUGCUAGCGCAUGAGGGCACUGUGGUCCGAGAAUUUGGACAGAGAUCUUUGUUGUGCUUGCGAUGA
Fulvia fulva is the source of this 1029-nucleotide messenger RNA. RefSeq lists its product as uncharacterized. The transcript has a single exon. Gene Ontology annotation, molecular function: nickel cation binding. Lineage: Eukaryota; Fungi; Ascomycota; Dothideomycetes; Mycosphaerellales; Mycosphaerellaceae. Bases 1 to 1029 code for a protein of 342 amino acids. The record is from RefSeq and is a predicted model, not a curated record.